Brenthis ino (lesser marbled fritillary) is the source of this 708-nucleotide messenger RNA. The record is from the annotation of a GenBank genome assembly. Lineage: Eukaryota; Metazoa; Arthropoda; Insecta; Lepidoptera; Nymphalidae.
AUGAAGGUAUCUAUCAACGACGUCGUCCUACCGGGUGAUUAUUGUGAGGAUAUUACUGAAGCUGGUGAAAAAUCAAAAGUAAUUAUUGGACCAGGGUUAAGAAAAGAAGUUGACCGAGUUUACAUUACAAAAGCUGGUGUUUUAAAGAAACGAAAUCCUGGUACAUAUUGGGUAGAUAGCUACCAGAAACGUUAUGUUCCAUCUAGAGGAGAAAAUGUUAUAGGUGUCGUAGUCCAAAAAGCAGGAGAUAUAUUUCGCGUUGAUGUUGGAGGAAGUAUUACGGCUGCCUUAUCAUACUUAUCUUUUGAAGGAGCAACAAAAAAGAACAGGCCUGAAGUAGAGGUUGGAGAUGUGGUGUAUGCUAAAAUGUUAGUAGCGAGCAAAGACAUGGAGCCUGAACUAGUAUGUGUCGAUUCACACGGAAAGAAGGGUCGAUUAGGUGUCUUGAGUGACGGAUUUUUAUUCAAAUGUUCAUUAAAUCUUAUUAGAAAGAUUUUAAAUCCAAAUUGUCCAUUACUUCCAUCAUUAAAGAAUGAAUGGCCCUUUGAGGUAGCAGCAGGCAUGAAUGGAAGAAUAUGGAUAAAAGCUAAAUCCAUGAGAGAGACAAUUGCUGUUGGAAAUGCUAUUUUAGGUGCUGAAUAUUUGAAUGAUAAAGAAAUUAAAAGUAUGUGUAAUAAUAUAGCUGCUAUUUUAGCCGGACAUAUAUCA